AUGGCCCCGAUCGCCGUCGACCAGCGAGCGCCCUCGCCCCUUCGUGUCAAGAGCACCGCGAAUCCCAAGGCGCUCUCCAACGCCAACGCCAACUACGAGUCGGAGCACUUCUCUGCAGGCGAGUUGGUCAGCGAGGACGACUACCCGUACAACGAAUUCAAGCCCUCGUUUCCCGACGUCCAGUGGGAGCCUUACCAGCCCAUCGAGCCCCCGACCGACCGUGGCCUGUUCGCCGACAAGGAGAAGAAGGCUCUGUUUGGGGCGGCCACCUCUGUCAAGGACCUCACCAAGACGAUCGGCACCGAGAUCGAGGGCAUCAAGCUUGGCAGCCUGACGGACAAGCAAAAGGACGAGCUGGCCCUGCUCGUCGCUGAGCGCGGCGUCGUCUUCUUCCGCGACCAGCACGACUGGACCAUCGAGCAGCAGCUCGACCUCGGAAGGUACUGGGGCCCCGUCCACAAGCACGCCACCACCGGCGUCCCCGCCCGCGGCGACCUCGACGAGGUCCACGUCGUCUACUCGCACCCGGACCAGAAGCUCACGCCGGAAGCCAAAAUCUACCGUGGUCCGAGUCAGCACAACAGGACGGAGCUUUGGCACUCGGACGUCACCUACGAGCUCAACCCGCCCAGCUACACGAGCUUCAAGCUGCUCGUGAGCCCAGAAGCGGGUGGCGACACGCUGUGGCAGAGCGGCUACGCGGCCUACGACCGCCUGUCGUACCCGAUGCGCGAGUACCUCGAGAACCUGUCGGCGGUGCACUCGGCCGUCGAUCAGGCCGAGGGUGCCCGGAGGUGGGGCAACGCGGUGCGCCGUGAGCCCAUCGAGACCGAGCAUCCGCUGGUCCGCGUGCACCCGGUGACGGGCUUCAAGUCGCUCUUCUUCAACCCGGGCUUUGUGCGCUACAUCGUCGGCAUCCCCAAGGCCGAGUCCGACUACCUCGUCUCGUUCCUCAGCCAGCACGUCGCCACCGCCACUGACUUUUCGGUGCGCUUCAAGUGGAACGCGGGCGAUGUGGCCAUCUGGGACAACCGCACCAACAACCACACGGCCGUCAUCGAGGACAUUGGCGUCUCGCGCCGCCACGCCGUCCGCGUCGCCGUCCGCGGUGAGAUCCCGAGGGACAGCGCCGAAGGCAAGAGCCGCGAGGAGGAAUUCUUCCGCCAGCGCGGCUACAAGGUCGACCGCAACGUCCAAAAGGGCCAGCGCCGCCAGGCCGGCUACAAAGACUAG
Messenger RNA from Pseudozyma flocculosa PF-1, 1233 nucleotides. RefSeq lists its product as uncharacterized. Gene Ontology annotation, molecular function: 2-oxoglutarate-dependent dioxygenase activity. The coding region runs from base 1 to 1233 and encodes 410 amino acids. Lineage: Eukaryota; Fungi; Basidiomycota; Ustilaginomycetes; Ustilaginales; Ustilaginaceae. Gene Ontology annotation, cellular component: cytoplasm. The transcript has 2 exons. The record is from RefSeq and is a predicted model, not a curated record.